This is a messenger RNA of Thermothelomyces thermophilus ATCC 42464, 4174 nucleotides long. RefSeq lists its product as uncharacterized. The coding region runs from base 411 to 4043 and encodes 1210 amino acids. The record is from RefSeq and is a predicted model, not a curated record. Gene Ontology annotation, molecular function: monoacylglycerol lipase activity. The transcript has a single exon. Lineage: Eukaryota; Fungi; Ascomycota; Sordariomycetes; Sordariales; Chaetomiaceae.
GUACAUAGUGGUGAGCUCAGCGCUCCUAGUAGCAGUGUAUGUACGGACCGUACACUCGCCGCAGCCACUUUCUCAGACCGUCCCAUCCUUGCCUGCGCGUUUCGUCUGUUCGACGCCGUCCCAACCCCGCUAGGCAACCAAGCGGGAACAUCCUGUAGCAGCAAGCAACCACUCUUUUCCACCAUAAAACAAAUGUUUUCAUUGGGUCGACGCGAAUGGUAUUGCACCCACCACUGACGCACACGAUGGGAUAACGCUCGCACAGCGCACCCGGCCCGACCGAAGCUCCCGAGAGCCCGAACCUUGUAUACCCCAGACACGAGUUUUGGUGCACCACUGUAUGGGAACCAAUGUUGGAGUUCCUUUGAUUCUCGGUACAUGAGCCUCUGUCACACAUACGCGUGUCCACGAUGUUGCUGCUCCAUCAGACAGGCAGCGUCAAGAUCGGCGAGGUGGUCCGCUAUACCGUGACUUACAAGCCGUCGGUCGACCACAUCCUUCCCUCUCCCGAGUUUCUGUACCUGCGCAUCAAGAACACCUGCGCCAUCGCCCUUCGUGCCGCCUUUGUCCAUGGGCCAUACACCCUCGGGGUCGCCGCAUACCCCGCGACAUUCAAGCCCUUCGAAAAGUUCGAGAAUCCGCGUCGAUAUGGCGUGCCCGAGUUCGAGCCCAUGCUCAAGGCCGGCGCUGUCUGGAACUGCCCCUUGAUCGUACCGGACAACAUCCGCCAGAGCGCUGGCGAGGGCAGCAGCAAACAUGGACACUUUGGGAGCGGGCCCGAGCAUGAUGAGGACACUGUCUCUUGGGUGAUUGAGGUUUCCUCCCAAGUCAUCUUUUCCGCCUCCGCGUCGGUGCACUAUGAGAUCCUGCUGGCGCGCGACGAGAAGUCGCUGAAUCUUGGCUCCGUGAUGCCCGUCAUCGGGGGCCAAGUGCAAGCACCCCAGCCUGGCCGGGUGAGCGACUUCCAGCAGAGCGCUGGCUCAUCGAAACACCAUCCCGCACAGCCCAAGGGCGUCUUCUCCAAGGCAAUACACCUCAAAGUUCAAGAUACCGCAGCCCUGUGGAAUACUCCGGAAAUCCCAGGUUGGAACGAGAUUGGAUGGCUCCGGGCGAGGGAAGAGGACUGCUCCGACGCUCCCGCCGAAGCCGGCGCGGCCACCAGAAAUUCUGGCGAGGCAAAGCGGCCGCCAAAGCACCGACAAAAGAAGAUUCAUCUAGUUGUGCUUACCCACGGGUUGCACAGCAAUCUAGGCGGCGACAUGCUGUUCAUGAAGGAGAGCAUAGAUGCAGCAGUGAAGCAGGCAAAGGUUGACGCGAAAGCGCGCAAAGCAAGGGAACGCGCGGCAAGGCGGCGUGCGCGCAAGGGCGCUACUACGACGGGCGACUCUUUUGAAAGGGGCGACCAGGGUUCAAACCUCGAUCCGAAUCUGGGACUCAAAGCGGGUACUGACACCGCUAGCCGACGGAAAGAAGGCGACGAAGGCGAGCAGCUCGAGGACGAGGAGGACGAUGAGGAGGUGGACGACGACGAAGAAGUCAUUGUACGCGGCUUUUCCGGAAACGCGGCAAAGACCGAGAGGGGAAUCAAAUACCUGGGUAAACGGCUUGCCAGGUAUAUCUUGCUUAUGACGUUUCCAGAUCAGCCAUGCUUGCCCACCGCCAAGGCAGCUUCAGAGGCCAUCACCCACUCGCUCAAGACAGGAGCCCAAAAGAAGGCCAUCGAAGAAGCACACAAGCACAGCUCCGCCCACCUGGCAGCCUCUCCGGGCGGAAAACGUUUGUACAAAUUCACCAAGAUCAGCUUCAUCGGCCAUUCCCUCGGAGGCUUGGUGCAGAUGUACGCAAUAGCGUACAUCCAGAAACACUCACCGCAGUUCUUCGAUCUUAUCGAGCCGAUCAACUUCAUUGCGCUGGCAUCCCCGUUCCUUGGCCUAAACCAUGAGAAUCCGCUCUACGUGAAGUUUGCGUUAGACUUUGGCCUGGUAGGGAGGACAGGACAAGACCUGGGCCUGACCUGGAGAGCGCCAACGAUCGCCCGGAAUGGAUGGGGCGCGCUCAUGAGCAAUCUUGGGGAGCACGCGCACAAGCGCGUAUAUGGAGAAUAUCAGCCCGAGUCCAAGCCCCUCCUGCGGAUCCUGCCAACGGGGCCGGCUCACAAAGCGCUCAAGAAGUUCCGUAACCGAACGGUCUAUUCCAACGUGGUCAACGACGGGAUCGUUCCACUCCGGACAAGCUGUCUCCUCUUUCUGGACUGGCAGGGCCUUGGUCGAGUCGAAAAGGCUCGUCGAGAGGCAGGGCUCGUGGGAACAGUCGUGGGGUUUGGCUGGGCCGAACUGACUGGAGCCAACAUGACGACUCCUAGACUCGCUCCUUGGUCGCCGGCCGAACAAGAAGAUAAAGAUGACGCUGAAAGCGCGGGCAAGACAACUCCAACCGGUCAUGAGGAUUCUCACCGGGUCCCGCAGCCGCCGACUAAUGCCAUGCUGGAAGACGAUCGGCAAAGCCUGAGGUCGAUAGCCAAACCGUACCGAGAGACACCUUCAGAGCUGCAGCAUCUUCAGAAUUCGAGCACAAACAACACGUCGAAUCCUCUUUCCGGCAUCUUCAAUUUCUUCCGCAGCGAGACACCAAAAUCGCCGCCCCUGGCGUCUCCUAAAAUAAACAAGAUCUACCAGCGGAGCCAGACGCUCAAAUCGGAUCAGUGGCCGGCCUCGGAUUCGGGUACCUCGUCCAAAUCCAGAGUGACGGCUGGGAACGAGCUCAGCGAGGAUGCAGAGGGAAUGUCGGCGCCUCCAAAAACGAGCAUCUUCGAGUCGGCUGGUGACCUUCUCAACCCAAAACUACCCCCAGUCGAGUUUCUCAUUGAUCCAUCGAAACGUCCUCGAACUAUCUUUCAUGACCGUGUCUAUCACCCGGCGGACAUCCCCCCACCACCCGUCAAAGAGCGGCCUUCGGGCACUUUGAGCCUACGGCGCCGGACGCCAGCUGCAAGCUCCUCUUUUCUAAAAUCCAACGACGACACCACCUCUUCGUCGAGAUCCCACCCGGUCAACCAAAACGACACCUCCCCGGAUUCACCGCGAUCCCAACAAUCCAAACCCGCGCCCCCCUCUACUGCCGCCAGCGACGAAGCCUCGACUGUCCACAGCCCUUCUUCGGACGCCACUCACGGCGAGGCCGCCGCUACCGAGGACGUCGCCGACGUAGAUAUCGACACCUCCCAGAUGCGCGUCGAAGAGAAAAUUGCGCGCGCCUACCACCGCGGUCUCUCGUGGCGCAAGGUUCUCGUCAAGCUCGAACCCGACGCGCACAAUAACAUUAUCGUGCGCCGCACCUUCGCCAACGCGUUCGGCUGGCCAGUGAUCCAGCACCUGGUCGAAGCGCACUUCAGUGACUCCGCGACGGCGCGGCUCAGAGACGAGGACGAGCCGAACGCCGAAAGGGCGAAACCGAUUGGGGAGGGAACGGACGAAGGUGGCGGCGAGAUAAGGGCGGCUGCGAGGGGGUUGAACGCGAGAGGGGAGGAUGUCAGUAUCAGGAACGGAAGGGAUGGUGAUGAGGAUGAGGAUGAGGAUGAGGGUGAUGCUGAUGAGAAACAGGAUACGGUGUCUGAGUUGCCGCAAGGCCCGGGGCUGUCGCCUUCGCUGGCCAACGCCAACAGCAACAACGCGCAAGGCGCUUUCCCUGCCCAGUCUAGCACUGCUGCUGGCAAGGGUAGUGGCGGUACGUCAACGACGACGUGGCCGCCGCCGGACAGGGUUGAUUCAGUGACGUGGAGCGAUCGAGACUGGGCAGAUAGCGGGGAUGAGAGUGAUGACGGGGUGGGCGGAAGAUUGAGUGGUACGAGAAAGGAAGCGGCCGGCGGUGAGGGAAAGGGGAAGGGGAUUGGGCUAGGAAUUCCGUUCGGUGGCGGUGAGAGGAGCUCCAGUCCGCUGAGCUGGAAUUGGACGGAGAAGAUCGUUGGCAAGGGGGGCCUGGGGCGGUCGAAGUCGCCUUCUGGUGACAGCGGAGCUGGUUCUACCGCUGGAAAGGACGCCAACUGAGCGGUACUAUCAAUAUUGAUACGAUGUGAAGAAUUGAGAUCAUAUCUGAGAGUCGGCGCCUGUGGGCUGUUUAGAUACUAAGCCCUCGUUCCUGGAUCUUUAUCUUUGAGCAUAGAUCGACCUUGUCUAGC